CAGUGCAUGUGUGUGUGUGUGUGUGUGUACAGUCAGGUACCAUGGAGUAGUGCAGCUAGUGCUGGCAGACAGGGACAGAGAUGCCGAUACGAUGGACGUCGACAGGGGAACGCUUCAUUCAAGCGGACAGGAAGAACCGGGUUGAGAGGGCAAGACUCGACCUUCAACUCAAGAUCUAUGAGCGAGAGAGGCUGCGGAAUUGGGGCUUGCAGGAGCGGGAGAAGAAGUUCCUUUACGCCAACAUAGAGUCGGUGAGAAGGACCUCUGGUAGCAGCAACAUGGGCAUGGCCCCCGCAGGCCCCAAGGACAACUCGUAUGAGAAGUCCAUGCACAGUCGUAGUGCCAUCAGACUGAGCGAGAAGAGGCUGAUGGAGUGGAGGCUGUGUGAGAAGCAGCUGCAGAGGUUCCUCAAGCAGAAAGCCGUGGCCGCAGACGACACACUUCUCGACUCGCGCCUGAUGUCAAGCAGAAGCGCGUGGGAGGAAGAAGGGAAGAAGCCUGUGUCUGCUAAGGAAAGACAUGGCGGGAAGGUCGAGAAGGAAAGGGCCGAGGUUCAACAGAGGGUAAGCGCUUUCCUACACAGUGGCAUGCACGUUGUGGACGGUUCACCAAAUAUGGAUGGGAAAUCCCAGAGUGAAGCUAAACAUGAAGUUAAAAGAGGUAGCAAGGAUGGUAGACAGAGACAUCAUAGUGAGCACGUGAUACGUCCUCAUACAGCUUUCGAUAAGACUACUCCUGCUGUGAAACAAACACCGCGACCCCAGUCGGCCUGUGUUGACAACUCGUCGCGAAAAAACCAGUUCUUGAUAACGAAGGGGGACGUGUAUAUGAACAGUGGGAUGCAGUUUACUAAAAUCUCAGGAUCAGGACCAGAUACUCCAGCAGCUAAGGUGAAUAACUUUGUCCACAAUUUGAGUCGGUCCCACUCACCUGUGUCAUCAGACUCUGAACCCGACCAGGAUGUGUUCCAUGACGACACAGACACACGGUGCAGCAGGCCGCCCCGAGACACAGACGCUUUGUCAGAGACAUCUAGAAGCACACUGUCCGACAAGUCACCAAAGAGACUCACAAAACAUGUAUCUAUACCCAGCAUUCUCGAUCAGUUGACAGAGGAAGAGUUCUCUCCCCCUUCCCAUUCAACGACUAGACAGUUACCUCAUAGUGCUAAGUCUUCAAAAGGCAGCUUGUAUCAUAUACCUAGAUCCGGUCACUCUUCUAAGAGAAGGGAGAGCAUUCAGACUUCUACAGUGUUAGAGAUUAGUGAUGAAGAAGACAAUGAGGAUAGGCCGGAUAUGACGUCAACAAGGAGUAGCCGGAAACAGGACUUAGACCAGACGCACGUGUACGAUGCGCACAAGGCCGAGUCGGCAGUGAAGAGUGCUAUGGUGUUUUCCAAAAGUUCUCGAAAGAAGGCCCUCGAAUACCUCAUCAAUCAAAACAGCCCUGAUAAAAAGGGAGGUCUUAAGACAGGAGAGACUGCAGAGCAUGAAGUCACGCUCCGCCAUGUUGUCCUGCAUGGCUAGGGGAUUCAACAUUAUCUAGUGUGGCGUCUUGAUGUGGAAAUGUACCUGUGUUAAAACCAGCCACGUACUUACAAUCACUAAAUAGAAUACCAACAAGAUUCAUAACGUUUUUGUUAGAAAAAAACCCCAAACUUUCCGGCACGACAUUAGAGUUAUGCAUUACCUAAGGCAGUGGAAAGAUAUCUGUGCCAUUCUUCAUAAUGUUUCCAUUUUCGACCAUUAGUGUGUAAAAUGUCCUGAACAUUUAUCACAUGAGAACGUGAUAAUGACUGACUGUUUGAUUUUUCAUUAUUAUACAGUUACCUAAAAAGAAAUUUAAAGAAAACAAAGA
Molecule: messenger RNA, 1857 nt
Organism: Haliotis rubra (blacklip abalone)
Lineage: Eukaryota; Metazoa; Mollusca; Gastropoda; Lepetellida; Haliotidae
Exons: 2
Coding region: 81-1526 (481 amino acids)
Source: RefSeq, a predicted model, not a curated record